Cryptococcus deneoformans JEC21 is the source of this 751-nucleotide messenger RNA. RefSeq lists its product as hypothetical. The record is from RefSeq and is a predicted model, not a curated record. The transcript is spliced from 4 exons. Gene Ontology annotation, biological process: ubiquitin-dependent protein catabolic process via the multivesicular body sorting pathway; protein targeting to vacuole; protein targeting to membrane. Lineage: Eukaryota; Fungi; Basidiomycota; Tremellomycetes; Tremellales; Cryptococcaceae. The coding region runs from base 65 to 667 and encodes 200 amino acids. Gene Ontology annotation, cellular component: ESCRT I complex.
UACUCUUCGUUCCCUCCUCGUACAUCAAUUGCAUAUCCAUACACACUUGCACACACCUCAUACCAUGUCCACGCCUCUCCUCCAGCAAUUUCCUUCUCUUUCAAGCUAUCCUCCCUCAUUUCUCAAAGACCUGCUAUCCUCACCGGAGCUCACAGAAGCAUUCCUCUUCACCCUUCCAGAGGUUCAGCAGUUGGCCGCAGAGGUGGAAAAGCUAGGCAGGGAGAAUGAGGAAACAGCCAGACGUAAUCUGGAGUUGAAGGACGAACUAUUGGCCUUGAGAGAUGCGACGGCACAAUCCUACGCACAUGCCGAAGACCUCAAACGUCAAUGGGCAGACAUUGAGAAAUCACAACAGAACCUUUAUCAGCGAGUCCGACCAUCGUUCCUUCACCUCCGUUUACGACAUUCUCUCACUGCUCAAGACGAGUUAUCAGAAAAAAUUGCAAGCGCCUUUAUAGAAGGCAGAUCAGCAACGAAUAGUCGACCGGGUUCGAGAAUAGACUCUCCCGCUCCUUCUGCAGAGGGAUUACGAGUUGACCGACAGAUUCAAGGCAGGGCUAUAGAAGACUUCAUCCACGAGUUCAAAGCUGCCAGGAAGAUUUAUCAUAAAAGGGCUAUCUGGGCUGAAAGAUGGUCUAGAGGAGAGGUUGCUUGGAGGGAUGAUUAAUCCUGUUGGAAUAUGGGAUUGUCGAGAACAUUUAGCAAGACGGAGUCACGACAUGUGUGUAUGUAUGGGAUUAUGGGUAUUAGU